Molecule: messenger RNA, 8387 nt
Organism: Pseudomyrmex gracilis
Lineage: Eukaryota; Metazoa; Arthropoda; Insecta; Hymenoptera; Formicidae
Gene: pcx
Product: pecanex-like protein 3
Exons: 15
Coding region: 207-7388 (2393 amino acids)
Biological process (GO): endoplasmic reticulum organization
Cellular component (GO): membrane; endoplasmic reticulum
Source: RefSeq, a predicted model, not a curated record
UGUGGUGUGUGUGCGCCUAAUCCAUCGAUUAACGGGAACACAAAAUAAGAUGCAACGUCGUCUGGCUGCUGUUUCUCGCCGCGCGUCUCGUCGUGUCGUGGUGCCGAUGACAGCGAGCACGACCGCGUGCAAACCCGUUGGGCGUAAAGGCGCUAUGGAAAAAUGGUAAAGCAGCAGCGACUCAGUGUCCUCGUCCACUGGGAAGUAUGGGUGCGCAAACGCUGGAGAUCCUGAGGCAAGGCGUCUGGGCGAGCCUAACUGGCGGCUGGUUUCACGAUCCGCAUCUUGAUGUUUUUUCCAACAUCUUCCACCUUUACAUCUGGCUAUUCUUGCUCUGUCUGCCGUUUACGAUUUAUCUGUUUUUUCCACCCACGUUGUAUGUCUGGUUAGCAUAUUGCUCAACAUUCCUCACCGUUUUUGGAACAAUCAAGUACGUGAAUCACGCUCUCCACUGUCUGUACGACACCACCGAACGUACUGUAGAAUCUUAUGAAACAAUCAGUCAGCAGAAGUCAGAGAGUCAGAAGAGACAAGAUUCUUUCGAUAAAUUUUGGAAAGGAUUGGAAGAUCCGGGAGUCCAGACUUUUGAACUGAGGGUUUUAAAUGGUAAAACUUGUUUGGACGACAUACUACCUGUGGCGUGCUCAUCACGUAAUAACUCAUUUGUAGAACCGAAUGUACAGAAUGCCGAUGCGGAUAGUAUAACAUCCGAGUACAAUCGAGACAAACCCAAUUCAACAAUCGACUUGAAAGUGGAAAUACAUAGAAAGAACAGCUCGGAGAGUUCGGAAGAGACCCAGCAGCUUAACAAACCAACGAUAAACAACGUAAACGUGCAGGAGGCUGAAUCAGUUUGUGCACAGUAUCACGAGCCGCGUGUUAAGAGCUUCACAAAAGAAGGAAGAAAACUGAGGCGACAAAAAUGCGUAAUAAUAGCGGAUAAAGAUCGACCGCGGUUACGUAAUUUGUGUCGAAACGAAUCCGACGAUUCGAGAAGUCGACAUCCGAAACAGAGCAGCCUCGGUAAAACGGGAUCGGAAAGCCAGAUAAAACAAACUAGUUCGCUGGAAUUGGAGAAUCCGAAUGACGAUUAUGCGUACUGGAAAUCGAAUCAAAGCGUCCGCAACUUCAAUUCCAUACCGAUGGAAAGGCUCAACUUUAAUUCUAUACCAAUAGAAACACUGAUCAAUGGUCAUCCGCAGAGCUUAGAAAUCAUAUCAAAGAAAGGAGACGCGGACAAUAACAAGAUCUCGUCUCAUCCGCAAUCGUUGGAGGUUAUUAACAAAAAACCACACCAACAACUGGUACAUCCUCAGAGUCUCGAGACAAUUGGUGCUACCAGCAAACACAUAAGUAGUACCGACGACAAUAAUCUGCCUCUUCAUCCGCAAAGCCUCGAAACAAUCAAUACCAAAAAGGUUUUACCACAAAACACACUGAAGAGAAACCAGCUACAGCUGUUACCGUAUCUUAGUUACGGAUCGGAAAUAGUGCAUCCGAUAGCAGAGCAGAGCGACGAACAAUUCGCCAACGAAAGUUCAGGAGGAUACAGUUUGCGAGAUUCGUACAGCCCGUUGCUUACGCGAAAAAACAUAAGCGACGCGAACGUACCAUCCAACACCCGUGAUAGAAGUCUCAGCGCUGGCAGAUUUGAAGACAGAUUUACGAGAUUUAACGACGACAACGGGAUGGAUAACAACUCAGCGAAUUCCCGAGUUGCCUUGCUCGACAUGCUCGAAGAGUCGAAAUGCGGGGUGAAAAGAAAAUACAGCAACGCGAGUCAGAGCAGUCACGAAUUCUCGGACGGGGAGAGAAGCAAGGAAACACGACUGGACAAAGGCGGAAAUAUGGAAGAUCCGCCCAACUCGGGAAGCGUGGUCGGGAUAGAUUGGCUGUUCGGCUGCUCGGAAAACGGAGACUGUCCGUUGGAUCUGAGAACGAAUCUUCACACCAAAGAUCCCGAUUCGGGAUCGUCGAGUACAACGACCCUCAGCAUCGAGAACGAGGUGAAGCGAAAGUUGCUGCCACAACCGGAGGACAACACUACCAAACGCCUCCAAGGAGCGAUUCCCAAACAAAGCCGUCCAAAACCCGCAGCAUCGGAUACCCCGGAUGACAAUAUUGCCUCACUGAGUGCCGAGCAGCAGCGUGAAAAUCUCAAGCGUUACUUCGAAGUGCGACGGGAGAGAGCUAGGAGACGAAGUGACAAAAUUGAACAGACGAGUGGUUCGAAUAACGAGUUGAGCACGUUGUUGCCGAAUCCGCCGGUUCCGUCGCUCGCCGCGUUACUCAACAAUUCCGGUCGAGAACUGCCAGGCCAGUCAAAUGUCGCUUCGUCCGAAGUUCAAUUAAACCGCAGCACCGAAAACCGAAAUAGUCGCACUAGGUGCGGACGAUUGAAGGCCAACAGAAGACACGGCGGACAGCGCAACAACGUUGGCAACAAUGUCGCGGUUGCCACGACAAUACGGCCAUGUGACAUCCACGACAAUGCGACGGUGCGAUAUCCGAUUGUCAAUCCGUGGACUGCGCUGAUUUCGAGUAUUAUGAGCGGCACAGCCGCCGAUUGUCGCGUUACCAAUCAGAGCGGCGCAACGGAGGAAGCGGUAAACUACAUUCGGGACGAUUUCGGUCGUGUGCUAGCGCUUAACGAAAAAGCCGUGGACGCAGCGGCGGCGGCGGUGGCUGCGGCGACUGCGGCUGCGACAACGACGGCAGCGACGACGAUGAUGACAACAGCGGCGACAGUGACGGCAACGGCAACGACGACGACGACAGUUACGACGACAGCGACAACGAUAGCGACUACAACGACGACGACCCAGAUACAUCCUUACGAUUCGCAGAUACAUCCGCACGAACUGAUGAACUUUCUAUUGCGUCAGCAGCUCGACACGAACUGGAGAUUGGCCGACUCAUUGAAUAACAGCUAUAGCAGUCUGUCGAUCAACUCAGCCGGGUUGACGGUAAUAAUCGACACGCCACCGGUGCUGUCGCCAGUACUGUCGAGUCCCACGAGCAAUCAAACCAAAACACAGAACUCACCACCGUCAAAUUUGAUCUCGUCGAACACCGGCAGCUCGAAUCAAUGUACACUCGGCGAAAAUUCGGAACGUGAACAGAACAAUCAAGCAGUUUUAACCUCGUAUCCCAUACAUCGGACGAAUAGACUUCGCAGACAAGCUCUGCAGAGUAUGAUCGAAGAUCUGACCCAGUACGAAGCGGAGACCAACAACCGCAUGCUAACGUUGCGUAGAAAUCAACAAGAACCUGACAUAGACACCAGUCAUAUAUCGUGGAACGGCUUCGUCGGUAGCUUUGCGCGCAGAUUGGAUUGGUUGAACGCCGGUCAUUCGCGGAGUAAACCCUAUUACAAGUGGAAGAUCGGCAAGCUGCCGUACAUCAAAGUGAGCUUGGAUCGUCUCGCGCUGAUGGCCUUGCUCGAUCGCAACUUAACCGUGUUCGAGUCCGUUAUCUCGACGCUGUUGGCGAGCGUAGUCGCGGGAUUGGGUCUCUUGCUACUCCAACAGGGUUUCUAUCGAGAUAUAUUUGCAUUUAUGUUUUGUUUCGUAACAGCCGGGUGUCAGUACACGUUGCUGAAAUCGGUUCAACCCGAUGCCGCGUCGCCCACUCACGGUUUCAAUCGCAUCAUCGUGUUCUCCAGGCCGGCGUACUACAUCCUGUGCUCGAGCCUGAUUCUCAUCAUCAACGAAGCAUUGAAGAACUUCAAAUCGUCCGACUUUCGGAUUUACGGCUUGCGCGUAGCCGAUUACGACGUUGUAAUGCAAGUGCGAAACAUUUUGUUAAUAUUUCUCCUGUGCUUUCCGAUUAUGUUCUCUUUGGGAUUGUUUCCCCAGAUAAAUACGUUUCUCAUGUACAUUUGCGAACACUUGGACAUUCAUCUGUUUGGCGGCACCGCGACAACCGGUCUGGUGUCGUCGUUAUACUGCCUUUGUCGCAGCGUGGUCGCCGUUCUUCUUCUUUACGGAUUCGCGUACGGCGCCCUGCUCGAACCCAAGUCCUCGCAACACAUCCUCUUUUCUAUAUUUCUCGGCAUGCUCGUCGCGAUAUCCUACCACUUGAGCCGAUCGUCUUCCGAUCCUACCGUAAUAUGGGACAUUCUCAAAGCGAAUCUUUGGCCACCGGAGAUUGGAGACAGAUGCGCGGAGGAAGAGCAAGAGGCGAGAAUAAUCGAGAACACAACGUCGCAGCACGACAACGCAGCAGCAGCGGCAAGCUCCAAGAACAAGUCAUCAUCCGUCAGAAAGAAAGUUGAGAACGUGUCGUUGCAACACGACACCGCGAGCUCCAAGACCAAGUCGUCUUCCGUGAGAAACAAGAAGGCCGUGAAGAUCAAAGUGCGCGAACAGAUAUUGGAGACCGACUUGUUAGAUCCGUUGCCGGAGAAGCUCCGUUCGACCGUGAACGCGAGAUUAAAAAACGACGUGAUAGUGUGCGCCGUGAUCGGUACUUUGUCGUUCGGAAUUCAUCGUACAACGGUGUUCACCGCCUUGCAACCGGAGCUCAAUCCAGUGCUGUGGAGCAUCGUCAGUUGUCUGGGUUUUGUUCUGCACUACAUUGUGCCGCAGCUGCGCAAGCAGUGGCCGUGGCUGUGCCUGUCGAGACCGGUGUUGCGUAGCCACGAACACGAGCUAUUUGAGGUGCGCGAACCGGUAAAAAUCAUGUGGUUCGAGAAGGCCUACGUGUAUCUGUGCUUUCUCGAACGUAACGUGCUCUAUCCGGUCGUCUUUCUAGGCGCGCUAACCGAAUACUCGCCGAAGAUCGCCAACAAGUUCGGCGCGAGCGUAGGCGCGCUCAUCAUCACCGUGUGCGGCAUCAAAUCCCUCAGAUCAGCCUACUCGGACCCGUCCACUCGCUACCUCGUCCUUGUCUUCGCGGUGCUCUUCUUCCAGAUGGACUUUAGUGAGCUGAGCGAGACUUUCCUGAUAGACUACUUCGUCACGGGAAUCGCGUUCGCCAAGAUCUACGAACUGUUACUCAAGAUUCGCUUUGUCGUCACGUACAUCGCGCCCUGGCAGAUCACCUGGGGCAGCGCGUUUCACGCUUUCGCACAACCAUUCUCAGUGCCGCACUCGGCGAUGCUCUUUCUCCAGGCCGGCAUUUCGGCGAUGCUCAGCACGCCGUUGAAUCCUUUGUUGGGAAGCGCGAUAUUCAUCUCGUCUUACGUACGGCCUGUCAAGUUUUGGGAAAGAGAAUACAAGACCCGAAGAGUCGACACCUCAAACACGCGCAUGUCCUCGCAUCUAGAGCGCAAUCUAGGCGGCGACGACAACAAUCUCAACUCAAUAUUUUACGAACAACUCACACGAUCUCUUCAGCACAGUUUGUAUGGUGAUCUCGCGCUUGGUCGAUGGGGCAACGUCGAGCAAGGAGACUGUUUUCUACUCGCAUCCGAUUAUUUAAACUGCCUGGUGCACGUCGUUCAGCUGGGCAACGGAUUAGUGACGUUCCAGCUGAGAGGUCUCGAGUUUCGAGGAACGUAUUGCCAGCAAAGAGAGGUGGAAGCAAUUUCCGAGGGUAUAGAGGAAGACAACGAUUGCUGUUGCUGCGAAAUGGGUCAUUUGUCGAAUGUACUUAGCGUAAACGCGGCCUUCAGUCAACGCUGGCUCGCCUGGGAAGUCACGAGUGCCAAAUACGUGCUCGAAGGUUAUUCGAUCUCUGACAAUUCGGCGGUUUCUAUGCUACAGGUGUUCGAGUUUCGUAAAAUGCUCAUUACUUACUACAUCAAGAGUAUUGUAUUUUAUACCGCAAAGUCGCCCAAACUGAAGCAGUGGCUGGAGAACCCGGACAUUGUCGACGCGCUGAAGCCGACGCUCGAGAAGAACUUCGUCGAUCUCGAUCCCAUCUUUAAUGCGAAUAUCGACUUGGACUUUGAUUUUCGCGCUUGCGGUAUCACGCGGAGCAGUUUCUGCAAUGUUUAUCUUGACUGGAUACAAUAUUGCGUUGGUAAACAAGAUAAGUCGUUGGAUAGAUCGCGAGAUUCGCUAUUUGUGUCUCUAUGUCUCUCAUUGAGUCUGUUGGGAAGACGAGUGUUGGGCGCCGCAUCUCAUAACUCGCUGUUGAGUGUUGAAUUUUUUCUUUACGGACUACACGCGUUAUUUAAAGGGGAUUUUCGAAUAACGUCACCCCGUGACGAGUGGGUGCUGCGCGAUGUCGAUUUGUUGCGCACCGUGGUCGCGAAGGGUAUAAGAAUGGCCCUGAAGUUGCAUCAAGAUCAUUUUAUGAGUCCGGAGCAAUACGCCGAAUCGCCAGCGCUGUUCGAGGCCAUUGAAAAUCACGAUCAGAACCUCGUCAUCAGUCACGAAGCAGAUCCACGUUGGAGAAAUGCCGUCUUGAGCGGUGCACCUAGUCUCCUGGCCUUCAGGCACGUACUUGCCGAAGAUAUAGAUGAAUACAAGGUGAUAAUGCUUAACAAACGUUACUUAAGCUUCCGUGUGAUAAAAAUGAACCGCGAAUGCGUUCGCGGUCUCUGGGCUGGCCAGCAGCAGGAGCUGGUCUAUCUGAGAAAUAGAAAUCCGGAACGCGGUUCGAUACAGAACGCCAAACAGGCUUUGAGAAAUAUAAUCAACAGCUCCUGCGACCAACCGAUCGGAUAUCCGAUUUACGUCUCUCCGUUAACGACCAGCUACGCCGAGACUAACGAACAAUUAUGUUCGAUAAUCGGAGGAUCGUUGACUUUCAGCACGAUAAAGAGCACCGUGUUGAAACUGUUGUGCAGAAUAAGAACAAAGUGUGGUCAAGGUUGUUCCUCGGGCGGCACUGGCUCUCAAGACGACGGAGGCUUUGGAAAUGACGGUGUAUACGCAAUGACCACUUACAACAUACAAACUGGCUAUGCUCAAUCGGGUCACAAUACUUCUGGCUCGCAAUCCAUGGAGUCUGGCUGUCAACUAGGCGGUUCGACCGGUCGAGGUUCUCUUGGCCGUGCCAACGCAGGCUCCUUCAGCGGUAACAGAGGCUCGUUCGUCUCCGCGAUGAAACCAACCAGCUCGACACUCGCCAGUUUAGCCGGAUUGCUCAGUAACAGCGAGAAAACGGAAACGAAGAGUGAAACGAGCAAAGAGGAAGUUUAUCAGAGAGUUCGCAUAAUGGAUCCUAAUCAGGUAUAUGACGCGAUCAAUCUUGGUCGACGCAUAGACGUGAUUUGGCCGGACGAGAGAAUGAGACAGCAAGGCGGUCGUUCCGGCUGGCAACAUUGGGUGCCGGAGAGAGGUAUGGAGGGUUGCGUGGUUCAUCGUUGGUCGCCGAACCAUCGCGAUCCAAAUCGACGUUCGCACGUCGACAAAGUCAUUCUGCUCGUCAAGAUCGAGGACAAAUACGUGCCGAUAGCUGAGCAAGGCGUGCGGGAUUUGGGAGCGGAAGUUUAGCAUAUUCCCGAAAGCAGCACAGAAACGUUAAUAUAGCUUUUAUACGCUUUUUCCUCGACCCGCAAACACGCGAUAGCGCGUACCCAUCAACGAGAGAGACGUAGAGUUAAUUUCUAACAAAAAACAAAAAAAAAACAAAAAAAAAAAACAAAUCUAUGCAUUAAUAAUAUCGAACGCUAGUUUCCUACUUUCAUGAAGUCAAUACUCGCCAUUAAGCGGACUAACUUAAGAAGAUUCGGAUCAACGACAUGCUGAAUCACGUAAAUAUGUUAUUGUCACAACUCGUUUUCAAUUGAUGCUCUUUAUUUGAGAUAUCAAUACGUUCCAUUUUUCUCUUGUAAAAUUGUCUUUUACAAACUCUUAGUGUCUUUGUACGUUGUUGCCCCCAUUUUUUAUCAAUCGCUUUAUUUUUAUGGGUUGGAUGUUUCGUCGAAUACAAUUCAAUGGAAUUUAUCAUCAUCGAAGUUAGAUGUUCGGGUUUUCGCACUUUUAUCCCCAUUACAGCUCUUUCUGGAUACUCGCUGUAGCUAUCUUGGAUGAUGAACGAACAGUAUAAAUUUUCUCUGUGAAUUUCUUCGAAAAUGUAGCUUCACGCAAGAAAAUUCUUCUUUUUUAUUUACCUAAAAUUACAGCCAUCUCUUAAGCGUUACAUUUCCUCACUUCUAACAUGAUUGAUUAUUCAAAAUUGCUGCGGCGAGCGUCCGGGAGCCUUAAACUGUUAAAGUUUUUCACUCCAGUGAACUUUUAUACUAGAAUGUCCUCACGCUUUAGACGGUUUAGACUCUAGAGACUCGACCACCAAUUUAAGAGAAAUAAGUUGCUAUAUAUUGCAUCGAAUAGAUUUUUCCCAUGUUUUUAAUACCUGCUGUAUAGAUUAUAGAUAGUACAAAGACACACACACACUCACACACACAAGACAGAAAACUCUUUUCAGUCUCAAUUUAUUCUGUCUUUUUCUCGCUAUUGUUUCAUCAGAGCCUUGAAAAAAAAAAAAAAAAA